AUGAAAAAUUCUAAAUCAGAUAUACAGAAUAUUUAUUAUGACAUAUUUCGAAAAGAAUGGGUUUUUGAAAUAGACAAAAACAAAAUCUGUCACAAAAAAUAUUUCUCUGGAGCUCAUGAAGACAAAUCUGUUUUUAAUUCUACUUCAUAG
Molecule: messenger RNA, 150 nt
Organism: Cetraspora pellucida
Lineage: Eukaryota; Fungi; Glomeromycota; Glomeromycetes; Diversisporales; Gigasporaceae
Source: the annotation of a GenBank genome assembly